AUGGCCUCUCAACUCGUCAAGAAAAUGCCCUAUGUCCGCCUCGGAAAUUCGGGCCUCAAAAUCUCCAGAAUUAUCCUCGGAACAAUGACCUACGGAUCUCCAGAAUGGCAAGGCUGGGUCCUCGGUGAAGAGGAAGGAAUGAAACACAUCAAAGCUGCAUACGAUAUGGGAAUUCAAACCUUCGACACUGCCAACGUGUACUCCAAUGGUCUUUCGGAAACUAUCCUCGGAAAGGCCAUCAAGAAAUAUAAUCUGCCACGCGACGAGAUCGUAGUCAUGACCAAGCUUUAUUUCACAGUCGCCCCGUCGGUCAACAUCGCAUGGGCAUCGGCAGGCGACUACGUAAACCAAAACGGACUCAGCCGCAAGCACAUCUUUGAGGCAGUCAAGCACUCUUUAGAGCGCCUUCAGCUCGACUAUGUAGAUGUUCUCCAGUGUCACCGUUUCGACCCUGAUACACCAAUCGAAGAAACCAUGCAAGCGCUCCACGAUGUAGUCCAGGCAGGCUACGCUCGCUACAUCGGCAUGUCGAGCUGCUAUGCCUGGCAGUUCCAUCUGAUGCAAAACUAUGCCAUCACGCAUAACCUCACGCCAUUUAUUUCGAUGCAAAACCAUCACAGUCUUGUCUACCGCGAGGAAGAGAGGGAAAUGUUUCCUACGCUCAAGCACUUUGGCGUUGGUAUCAUUCCUUGGUCUCCCCUUGCCCGCGGCUACUUGACCAAACCCGUCAACGACGAAACCAGCAAACGCAACACAGCUGACCCAAUGCGCAACUACUAUGCCACAGCCCACCCAGGAAACCCCAAGAUCGUUGCCAAAGUCGAGGAACUGUCAAAGAAGUACGGCGUUACCAUGGCGCAGAUUGCCACCGCCUGGAGCUUGACCAAGGUGACUGCCCCAAUUGUGGGAACUACCAGUCUGAAGAAUCUUGAAGAAUUGGCCGAUGCCGUUCAUAUCAAACUUAGCGAUGAAGAUAUCAAGGCGCUGGAGGAGCCCUAUGGCCCCCAGGCAGUUUACGGUCAUUGGUAG
Rhizoctonia solani is the source of this 1029-nucleotide messenger RNA. RefSeq names its product aldo/keto reductase family protein. The record is from RefSeq and is a predicted model, not a curated record. The transcript has 8 exons. Bases 1 to 1029 code for a protein of 342 amino acids. Lineage: Eukaryota; Fungi; Basidiomycota; Agaricomycetes; Cantharellales; Ceratobasidiaceae.